AUGGAUGGUGUGAAGCAUCUCAUUGCUGAUGGCCAUCUAAGAGCUGCGCUCAAUGUUACUGCGAAUAUACUUUCUGAUAUUGGUCAAGGUUUUGGCGUUGCUGGAAAACCAUCAACUAUUACAUUUUAUGGUCUUCAAGUGUGGGCUUGUCGUUUUCAGUUGCUAAUGGUUUUAGGAAUGUAUUCCUUAUUAAAUGAUGAGUUGGCAGCUUUUGAAAAUUUGGAUGCUCCUGAUUUAUAUUUUCAGUACUAUCCAAAAAUUUAUAGAGGUGACAUGAAAGGAAGUCUUGUACCUUUUAUUUUACGCAUGGUUCAUGCAGAGUCUUUGAGGUUCACAUCGCACCCAUGGGAAGCUAUCAGUCGCAUUGGAGCUUUAGAGUCCAAUACGCUAAAGGUUAUCAAUGAUCUAAGCGCAAUGAAUAUCGAUAAAACUUAUAUUGACCUGUGGAAUAAACGCUUGCUGGCAGUUCAGAAAAUACGUUCAAGAGUAUUAUUUUUCAUGAAGGUGCAAUUUUCAUACAAAACUGAUGAAGAACAACGUUUCAUUUUAAAAUUGAUGCUACUUCGAAUGGCAGUAUUUAUGGGUGACGAGAAAAGUAUGGAAAAAUUCCUAAAAGAGGUUUCAUCGGCUGGUGGAAGAACCGAUUUGCUAAUACAUCAAUCAUUAAAAUCUGUCUUUUUUGGCAAUUACAGUCAAGCACAAAAUAUUUUGCAAAAAAUUUUAAUAUCAGUCAGAGACAAUCCCAAGAUCUGGAAUAAUAGCGCUAUAUGUAUGUUAUACGGGGGCCAGGUUAGUGAAUCUUUGCAAAUUUUCAAACAAUAUUGUGGCGAUCCAAACGAACCACUUGCGAUGAAUUUUUUUACAAUUACAGAAAUAGCUGCAUGUGAUGCUCAAAAAGAAAAUGUGAAUUUUUUUAUAUAUCAUUUUAAAUUCAUAUAA
Messenger RNA from Dracunculus medinensis (Guinea worm), 939 nucleotides. NCBI's taxonomy places the organism in Eukaryota, Metazoa, Nematoda, Chromadorea, Rhabditida, Dracunculidae. The record is from the annotation of a GenBank genome assembly.